AUGGAUGUAGACACUGCCAAGCAGUGGUCGUUGGACUGGCACCUUCCUCUGAAUGAUGAAAAGUGCGUCCAUGUGUCGUUUGGAGGGGAUUCAGCGAAUGCCUUUGUUAUGCAUGGUGAAAAGGGACCAGAAAACAUCAUGAGGAUAGAUGCCAAAAAAGAUUUAGGCAUCUGGGUCUACUCAAACUUGUCCUUCUCACUGCACCAUGAGAAAUCGGCCCAAAAGCCAUUCGCCAUUUUACGGAUGAUCCGACGCACCUUCUCCCGUAUUACUCGCAUGGACUUCCAAAUACUCUAUGGGGCCUACGUCAGACCGCUCCUGGAGUACGCCAACCAAGUUGUCUACUCAGGACCCGUACGCUAUCCACGUUUGAUGUACAAAUUUCUGCGACAGGGAUUCCAGGACUUUCCCACAUCCCUUGGGCCAAAUGGCGAAGUUAUACUAAAUUUGGCCCGUUGUGAACUCGAACGCAUCGAACAAGUACCACAAAGUAUUAAUGUACUCAUCUUGGAUUACAACUACAUCCGUCGACUGGAGAAUUUGGCUAACUUGUAUGAUUUGCGACAACUUUCAGUUGCUGGGAACAAGCUUUUUCAGAUGCAUGGUGUUGCACCCUUGGUCAACUUGACCAUUCUCAAUUUGCCACAGAAUGCGAUUGUCGCUAUUGAUGUUGUGUACAGUCCAGAGGAUUACGAACCGUUAUUGUUGGCCUAUCUACCGAAGCUGCAAAUUCUAAACGGCGAAAAUGUAGAGCCGGAUACUCGUGCGCGAGCUAAAUUACUGAGAGUUGAACAGUUUUCAUCUGAACCGGAUUGUGCUAGCUCCGAUCGCGAGUUGGUCAUGCAGGCGUCCGUUUCUUCGCAAGCCGUCGAUUCAAAUCCCUGUCCUGAAUCCAGUCAGUUGGAACCUCCCUCGUUGGCCAAGAGUUGCACGGAUCACCAGUUGCUCCCCAAUUCAGACAUCAAAAAUCCACCAAUAUCACUGAACGAGAACCAUAUUCCUGGUGGUCUGCCAAACCACACCCAAGUCGACGGUGACUUCAGUCAGUCAUCCGAAGUGUCGCGAUCACGAUCUUCCAAUCCUCCGGAUCCACUUUCUCAAUGCGAGCUGUCACCAGCUGUCAGCAGGACUCAGUACACUGAGCAUAGUGACCUCCCAGCAGUCUCUCUUCGAAGGUUUAUUGAAGAUGGUUCAGCCGCCAUUCAGGAUUCUUCUGAUCAUCAACACGAAAGCCCGAAGAUCCAAGUCUUUGGUUCGCCGGCCCCAUCUCCAAAGAAAAGCUCUUUCGAAGGGGCACCUCAUAUGUCACAGGCGUCCGAGGUGAGCAACAACCCAGUGGCGUCUAGCUUGCUGAUGUCUGAAUCCGUCUAUCUUCCCGUGAGUGCACCUGUUUAUCCAGCACGCAGUUCGUCUCCAGAAAUUCCAUUCAUUUCAACACGCUCUUCGAAAGCCCAGUUUCAGUCAUACUAUCCCCAUUCAAAACGAGGAGUCGAUUCGCCGAGCACGGCAGGAUGUAACGAGGAUUCAACUCCUUGUCCAACAACCGGCGUUAUUCGCAACAGCCUUGUCUAUGGUCCCGGUCGGGAGCUGGACUCCAGCCGCACUGUUAUACCCCCAGACCAUCCAGUUGAUUUUCAGGGUGCACCUCAUUCCACGGAAUCCACUGAGUAUCAAGCUGAUCCUCGCACCCCGACUACUCAGUCGGCGGAUGUUCGAGUACCUGCUGCACACACCCAGAUGAUUGACAAUGUGUAUCUGAUACACGAUGAGGAAGACCACGAGGGUGAAGAACUGAUCGGUGCACCAUAUCAAUCUUCUCAAAUUGCACCUGCUUGUAUUCACAUGUCUCAAUCGUGUCACGCAGGCACAGUGGGGUCCACAACGAACCAACGAUCAGGUCACUCGGUGUCAGUAGACUCCCAAGAGCUACUGUCUCAAGCAAGUCAUGUGAAUUUGAACGAAUUGCUACUGCGCUCACACGCACAACCAGGUGAAGUAGUUGCACGAUCCCUGGACUCAUGGAUGCAAUCCUACAUGUUUUGUUCACCUGCAGGAAACUCGGCGAAAACUCGCGGUGCAGAUUUGCGUCACCCGGCACCAUUCCGGAAUUCUUCUGAACGUUCAUCCCUUCGGCCUGUUCAACAGCUACCACAUUGCCUUAAGACACCACCCUCACGGAAAUCUAACUUACCAACCCCAAACCGGACACACAAUUCUCCCUUGGUUGACAACCAAUCACUACAUAAGUUUGAGCCUGAAUCCCAGAGAACACUGACGCAGCCGCCCGAGUGGUCAAGUGUUUCUCGUCCCUCUACUUCAGAAGGUCUUUGCUCGUCGUGCGGGUUUCACCCAGGUAUGCUGCAAGAUCACAUCGUCUUUCUCCGUACACAGCUCCAAGCCCAAUACGAGGCUGCUCAAGCGGAAGCCAAAUUACGUCAGCUCCACUCCAAAGCCAUUGAGUUUUUGCUACAAGAGGUGCAAGAGUUAAAGGCGUGGAAAGAAGAAGCUUCAAAACAGCUACGCUUGUCCAAUGAGCUGAAUAAUCAGUCUCGGCGACUCACCACCACCGGAGCUCCCGACUCACUGAGUCCGUCGUCGACUUCGAUAUCCGCUUUCAAUGCUCCUUCCCAAUCCGUCCUGUACACCACAUCUGCCCGUGGAGAUACCCCUCCCUCACAAAAGCUGUUUGCAUUGUGCAACCGCAGCCCGCAGCAGCACGCAACUCAACAAAUGACCAGCGGCAAAAGCUUUUCUGAUGGUUUUCCGAGGCUCUCAAAUGGAAUCUCUUCUAACCAUCCCUCACGUCCUGCGGAUUGGAGAGCAAAACAAGAGGUGAUUAACGUUUAUGAUUCGGAUGCAGAAGAUAUAGGGACCAUCACUGGAACAAGCCAUGACAUCGUAGUCCGCCCACCAUUGGAAGUACGACCCACCAACUUCCAACCUAUUCCGGGCUCACCUCUUGCAACUGCGUUUGAGGACGAGCCGAAUUCUCCGGAGAUGAAGCGGUCAAUAGGACCUUCCACUCUAUCUGAACUUGAGCCGAGGCCAACCGAAGCGAAACCGUUGUAUCGGAAUGAGUUCCAUGACUGGUCUCCUGGCUUUCCAUCUAGAAAUGCGGAGGAUGGGCUAUUCCAACAUGAAAGCAGUCCUAGUGUUGAACCGGAUAGCUUGUCAGAGGCUUCAGAAGGGCCGCAGGCGAAAAAUGGACUCUGAACUCCGGAUCUGGUCUCAGUGAUAUGUGAUAUUGAAAUUUAUUUUGCUGGUACAUGCACACCGC
Opisthorchis viverrini is the source of this 3277-nucleotide messenger RNA. RefSeq lists its product as hypothetical. The record is from RefSeq and is a predicted model, not a curated record. Bases 1 to 3213 code for a protein of 1070 amino acids. The transcript has 14 exons. Gene Ontology annotation, molecular function: protein binding. NCBI's taxonomy places the organism in Eukaryota, Metazoa, Platyhelminthes, Trematoda, Opisthorchiida, Opisthorchiidae.